CAGAAAUACAGUUAUUUAUAUCUAUAUAUAUUGUUGGAAGUAUUGAUUUCACCAAAAUGCUCACCUCCAAGCUUUUGAAAAAUAGCUCAAUAUGGAAAUGUAGCACCAUAUGUGGAAGGAGCGUGUCCUCUUCACAAACUGUGGACUCGGCCAAAGCUCAGACUAAAGCAGCUACAUAUGAUGACAGAACUUCAAUCCAGGCUGCUCCAAAGAAACUGGGAAAGCUAGAACCUUUUGUGAAAAACCUUUUUCUGGGGAGAUUUGAUAAAUCAGUACUCGCUUACCCCAUGGCACUGGAUCGAGAGAGACACGAUACCCUUCAUCAAAUGGUUGUCCCAAUAGAAAAAUUCUUUCUUGAAGACCUUGACAGUGCUGCCAUAGACCGGAAUGCAAAAAUUCCCCCCGAAGUGCUGCAGCAGGUCAAAGAUCUUGGUCUUUAUGGGAUGCAGAUCCCCGUUGAGUACGGGGGACUUGGACUGGGAGCAACUGAAUACAGUCGUUUGUGUGAGAUUAUUGCCAAUGAUGGCAGCAUUGGUGUCACAAUCUCUGCACACCAAGCCAUUGGGUUCAAGGGUUUGCUGUUGGAGGGAAGUGAAUACCUGAAGAAGAAGUAUUUGCCUGGCCUAGCUACAGGAGAACUGCUAGCAGCUUUUUGUCUAACAGAAGCAAACAGCGGUUCUGAUGCUGCGUCCAUCCAGACACGAGCCACCCUAGCUGAGGAUGGCAAGACAUGGCUGCUGAACGGCAGCAAGAUGUGGAUAUCAAAUGGCGGGACGGCUGAUGUCAUGACAGUUUUUGCCAGGACUGAGGUUGAUGGCAAGGACAAAAUCACAGCUUUCUUCGUGGAACGCGCCUUUGGGGGCGUGACCAGCGGUGCUCCUGAGGAUAAGAUGGGCAUCAGAGGCUCUAACACAGCCGAGGUUCAUUUCGACAACACUCCCGUACCGGCCGAGAACGUCAUCGGAGAGGUGGGCAAAGGAUUCAAGCUGGCAGUUACUAUCCUCAACUCAGGUCGUUUUGCAAUGGGCUCCACCACUGCUGGCGUCCUGAAACGCGGUCUUGGCAUGACCUUGGAUUACGCCUUCACUCGCAAGCAAUUCGGUCACACCAUCAACGAGUUCGGGCUCAUCAAGCAGAAGUUCGCGUCCGCUGCUGUCAACAUUUAUGCUAUGGAGUCCAUGGCCUACCACGCUGCUGGUCUCAUGGACUCUUAUGAAGAGUAUGACACUGCAGUCGAAGCUGCUAUUGUGAAGGUGUUCAGCAGUAACCAGGGAUGGAUUCUGGGCUCGGAGCUGCUACAAAUCAUGGGCGGUUUAGGCUACAUGAAGAGCUAUCCAUACGAGCGCUACCUCAGGGAUGGUCGGAUCACCCUCAUCUUCGAGGGCACCAACGAGAUUCUGCGCAUGUUCAUAGCUCUCAUGGGGUUGCAACACGCAGCGCCGGAGCUGAAGACGCUCGUUCAGAAGUUGCGGAAUCCCUUCAACAAUCCCGGUUUUGUCAUUAAAACUACACUGCGCCAAAUUCGAGAUAGAAACGACCGUCCAAAGCUGAUACACGACUUGCCUGGCUAUGUGCACCCAAGUCUGAAAGAAAGCGCUACGUCGCUCGAAUACUGCGUCGAGAGAUUCCGUUUUGCUGUCCAGAUCAUACUUUCUAAAUACGGCUUGGACGUCGUGAAGCCACAGCAUCAGAUGGACGUGGUACGCCUAGGCGACAUGGCCAUCGACUUGUAUGCCAUGACCAGCGUCAUUGCCCGCGCCUCCCGUGCAUACUGUGACGGCAUUCAUAACGGCGAACACGAGAUGCUGCUGGCGAGGACGUUCUGCAAAGAGGCGGAGCAGCGUAUCCGGCGCCUCAUGAGCGGCGUGCAGAACAUGGGCGAGACUACUGACCUGGAAUACUCGGCGAUUGCCGACAUGCUUUACUCAAAGGGCGGCUACGCGGCCCAGCACCCGCUUACUGUAGAGGGAUGGUAAGCCAGCACCCGCUUACUGUAGAGGGAUGGUAAGCCACCGUCCGCUUACUGUAGAGGGAUGGUAAGCCACCGUCCGCUUACUGUAGAGGGAUGGUAAGCCACCGCCCGCUUACUGUAGAGGGAUGGUAAGCCACCGCCUGCUUACUGUAGAGGGAUGGUAAGCCAACCUAUAAGUGAUACCAUUUCAACUAAUAGUUCAACAAGGAACUUGAUUCAAAUAAGGAAAAAUUUGAAGCUCGUCCAUCGCCUACCCGUCUUUCGUUGAAACUGGCAAGAAGGAAUUUAGUAACCGAAUUGAUUAUUGAAGCUGUCUUAAUUAUAAUAUCUAUUUAUGGCUUCUAUGACUGCCUCUUGACUAACGUUAACUAAGGCGCUCAUAGGCAGUGAGGGAGAAUGAAUUAUUCUACGUUAUUUCCAUUGCUACAUGAAUUCAAAGGUAACCGUUUGAAAGACUAGUGGUGUACUAACAAACAUUUAUUCAAAAAGAUAAUUACUCUGUUAACUUAGACUGGAAAUUGUUCAAGUUCGAAUUGAGAGGCAUGAGGGGUAUUGAGGGCCCUUUCAUUAGGUGUUGGUUCAUUCACUCAAUGGGUUAAACAUUCGCCCAGCCACUGUCAAAAUAACUUCCCGCUCAUUAUUGAGGUUGUGCGAUGAAAAUGGUUUGUUGGGUUUGUUCUCUCGGCCUCCUUUAUAAAUUUACUUUUUUCUCGUUGAAAUGUACAAGGAUGAAUAAUUUUAUAUUUUAUUUAUGUUUGCGUGUGGGAAGAAACGACGAUUCGUAUUCUUAAGGAACCAAAGCGAAUAUAACGUCAAUGCAAUAUUUUUUAUUACUAGCAUAAAUGUAUAUUUUUA
Messenger RNA from Hyalella azteca, 2827 nucleotides. RefSeq names its product complex I assembly factor ACAD9, mitochondrial. The transcript is spliced from 14 exons. Lineage: Eukaryota; Metazoa; Arthropoda; Malacostraca; Amphipoda; Hyalellidae. Gene Ontology annotation, molecular function: acyl-CoA dehydrogenase activity; flavin adenine dinucleotide binding. The record is from RefSeq and is a predicted model, not a curated record. Bases 57 to 1976 code for a protein of 639 amino acids.